This is a messenger RNA of Scleropages formosus (Asian bonytongue), 782 nucleotides long. It is a transcript of the gene fabp10a, whose product is annotated as fatty acid binding protein 10a, liver basic. Lineage: Eukaryota; Metazoa; Chordata; Actinopteri; Osteoglossiformes; Osteoglossidae. Bases 92 to 472 code for a protein of 126 amino acids. Gene Ontology annotation, molecular function: lipid binding. The record is from RefSeq and is a predicted model, not a curated record. The transcript has 4 exons.
GGGUUCAUCUCUACAUUGUGCUGAGCUUCUGCGCUGCCAUUCUAUUCUCGGUUACCUUUGUGAAGGAGUGACUGUGAUCGCUGCAACACACAUGGCCUUCAACGGAACUUGGCAGGUGUAUGCCCAGGAAAACUAUGAAGAGUUCCUCAAGGCUCUCUCCUUGCCUGAGGAUCUCAUCAAGAUGGCUAAGGAUGUUAAACCUGUGAUGGAGAUCCAGCAAAAGGGUGACAACUUUGUUAUCACCUCCAAGAGCCCUCAGAAGAGUGUCACCAAUUCCUUCACCAUCGGCAAGGAGGCAGAGAUAACCACCAUUGACGGCAGGAAGCUCAAGUGCACUGUCAGAAUGGAGGGGGGGAAGCUCGUAUGUCAAAACGAAAAGUUCAGCCACAUCCAGGAGGUCAAAGGGGAAGAGAUGGUGGAGGCUAUCACUGUUGGCUCAACCACCCUCAUCCGGAAAAGCAAGAAGGUGUGAUGCUAUAUCCAGAGUUAGCGGAUGUGGAUGUCAGUGACUGGAGUUAAGUUGCUGAUAUUUAAAUUUGUAAUCAGUCAUAGAAAUAUAGCAUGUGUCUCUUCAUUUUACUGUUGAAGAUUGGGUAUUCCAUUUUUAUAUUUUAAUCUUGUAAAAUCAGACGGACCGGUAAAAAAUCAGCUUUGAUAGCAUUUUACCAGCAGAAAUGUAGGACACUCUUUUUCUGAAUAUACUUUCAUACGAAGGCCAUGAUAUUAAAUACUUGUUCUGUCUUUAUCCAUAAAACCCAAUUGGUAACACUUCACUGAGAAAA